AUCCUUUUCAUUUUUAUAUACUGACGAUUGAUAUAAUGAAUUGAUCCAUGAAAAGACGUCGACGAAGGGACAUACUCAGAUAAUAUAUAGUUUCGAGCACAAAUCUAAUAUUCACGUUGCAAAAGUCAUUGGACAGGAGCGGAACAGCUCCGCAUCACAGUCCAUGGUAGAACGCUAAGAUCUCGAUACACUUAUUAACAACCACGGUGGUCAUUGGCUAAAGCUACUAAUAUGAGCGAGGGAAUUCUUUCUAGGACGAGUAUGGAAUUCUUUCAGUGGACAUACUCGCUCCUUCAAACAAUCGAUGUUCUCCACCUUCUUCGGGGCUUCUUUUUGAUUACGGCUUGCACGAUUCUUCUUGCGAACAGUGCCCCUUUUGUUCGCUCUCGUUUCAUUGCUUAUGGCCCACGAGCCACAUCUUUGGGAUCGAUUAAGCCUCCACAGAACUCGGAGCAAGGUUACCACACAGUGUCGCAGCGACCCUCUUGGUCAUGGAGCAUGAAAGUUUUGGACUACCUAGCAUCGUUGCAGGUACCCCAUAGCUUCUUUACCCAGUUUUAUGUGGUAUCGGUGCUAUCCUCAAUUCUAUGGGGAACUCAAAUCUAUUUCAAAGGGCCGUUGUUCAAAGCUGUAUCCUCGACUGUGAGGGAUGAUAACGCUCAAACAUCCAUGUCACGCAAUCAAAUAGUUCUGUGCUGGACACUGCUAUUGAUUCAGGGUACCCGUCGACUAUACGAAUCUAUUUCGACGGCGAAACCAUCCCAAUCGAAAAUGUGGUUCCCACAUUGGAUCGUAGGGUUAGCAUACUAUGUUGCAAUGGGUAUGGCUAUUUGGGUCGAGGGAAUACCCGUGAUACGAGCAUCUGAUAACUUGCUGAGCGACGUACGAUAUUCCGCACCAUCAUUGAAGACACUCAUAUUUCUUCCCGUGUUUAUUCUUGCUUCUGGAAUCCAGCAUGAUUGCCAUCUUUACCUUGCUUCGUUGAAAAAAUACACCCUUCCCUCUCACCCAGGCUUCCUCCACCUCGUUUCUCCCCAUUACACGGCCGAGUGUGCUAUAUACUUGUCGCUCGUUUUCCUAGCCGCGCCAAAGGGAACACUAGUCAAUAACACAGUAUUGUCGGGGCUGGUCUUCGUCGUUAUUAAUUUGGGUAUUUCAGCUGACAAUACCAAGGCGUGGUAUAUGAAGAAAUUUGGUAAAGAAAAGGUUGAGCAGAGGUGGAGAAUGAUACCCUAUUUGUAUUAGAUUCUGACUACGAAACCCGAAUAUAUACUUCCAUAGAGUCUAUCCUCCACGAGCGUAGAGCUUUUGGUCACCUACUAGUUUUUACGAAUAGAAACUAGACAAGUCAUUUAUUCAGAACAGAAAGCUACGUUAAACUCAAAUUUUUUUAAACUUAAAAGGAUGUCCUUGCUGGUUAUUAUUUGCUACCAAAAAAAUUCAUGCUAUUGCCCAACUUCGAGACUUUAAGCACGUCUCGAUACGUUAGGCUUAUUCUAGUCUCCCUUGCAUAACUGCCAGCGGCAAACGCUUCUUUAUCCCCCAGCAAUUCCCAGUUACAAAUAGUUUCUGAAUUCAAAUCCGCAUCUAUCAUCCGCUCUUCAAUGCCAUGCAAGUAAUCCGUGUACAAUUUCCCUGUCGUCACCAACAAACUUCGUCUUUCUUGCAAUAUUCUAAGCUGCGAUGCUGUUGUUUGCUCAGACACUUCAAGCCCCUUGUGCUCGCGUUUGGCUGUUUUCUCACUCAUCUCCAACACUAUCGGCGCUCCCAAGCUCACAGUUGCCACUACUGGAUAGUAGGCAGCUCCGUCUUCGUGAGGCAUGAUGCCUUGGCCAGGCUGGUACUCGUUAAUGAGAACAUGAUUAGCGGCCUUGUGGGGUGAAUCUCUAAAUAUUCCAAGCUCCGUAAAACGGGAAAUAAUAGGCGAAAUCAGCCAUUGUGGGAGGGCAGAGGCUAGGAGUGUGUUGGACCUGCUCAAUGCGCAUGGCCAUGUUUGAAGACGUCGCCGGGAAAGAUGUGUCCAGCGCGGAAUGGGAACAGAUAUGAUCUUCACAGUUGUUAGUCCUGUUACUGCCAGUGUAUAUUUUAUUGUCACAAUAGAUAUGAAAUAACGGUGCCGAUACAUAAUACAGAUACUUUAAGACCCUAAGGAAUGUCGCCAGUAGAGGCCCUCACUAAAGAGCUUUAUUUACGCAUUUAAGCAAACAUUUUCUUUCGCUUGUCGGCUGGAAGCUAAGAGAACAUCACUGGGAGGCUUGAAAACAGACUAGAUAUGAAAGAAAGUUUGUUUACCUUUUGAAGCAACCGCUCUUCUUCAUCCUGUGUUAUAAAGUCAGGAAUAUAAUACGCACUUUCGGGAAUCGACUCGAUCCGGGCUUCUUCCAGCGGAAUGGACAACAUGGCUUUCUCAGUUACAUCACCACAUAUUCUCCGUUCCUUGAUCAUUAGCCAGCAAUCAACUGAGCGAUGUUUA
Molecule: messenger RNA, 2473 nt
Organism: Blastomyces dermatitidis ER-3
Lineage: Eukaryota; Fungi; Ascomycota; Eurotiomycetes; Onygenales; Ajellomycetaceae
Product: 3-oxo-5-alpha-steroid 4-dehydrogenase
Exons: 3
Coding region: 232-1245 (337 amino acids)
Biological process (GO): polyprenol catabolic process; dolichol-linked oligosaccharide biosynthetic process
Cellular component (GO): endoplasmic reticulum
Molecular function (GO): 3-oxo-5-alpha-steroid 4-dehydrogenase activity
Source: RefSeq, a predicted model, not a curated record